UUAAAUUAUAUAAAUUUAGAUAUCAAAAUAUCUCUGUUUUUGUUCAUGCUACAUAUGGUUGUGGCUGUUGGGCUAGAAUGUUUUCUCAUAUUCAGGGGGAUUCAAGGGCUAAUUAAAGCACUAGCAUCAGUAAAACAGAUGGAGAAAAUGGUACUUAAAUAUUUGCUGCCACAAGUUGAAGCUGCAUCGCUCUUGAGCAUAUCUCUUGCAUUUGCCUGGCAAAAGGCAGUGAAGCAAUGGCCUCAUUUCAUGAUUCAUUUCAUACUUUGGAGCUCCUUUGUUAUGUGUUUGUCAACUGGAAUUCUUCUGGUUUGCUUUCAGAGACCUACCACAGAUGGUGUUGGGGUUUGCCUCAUUGCCUUUGCAAUUGAUUUAAACCACCCCGCUUAUGUGAUGCUUGGGGCUGGAUUCAUAUGGAUGUCUAUGUGGAUUUUGGCUGUGAUUGGCACCUUUAAUUUCCCCCUUUCAACCAUUGAUUAUAAUUGUAUUGUUCUUGAGCUUGGCUUGGACGGCUGAAGUCUUGAGAAAUGUUACCAAUUUAACAGUUAGCACUUAGCAGAGUAAUUUCUUUGUAUUACCUCAAAGGAAUGCAGUGCAGUACUAACUUCUGCUUCCAAAGAGCCUUAUCCCUGAACCUUGGAAGUGCUUGUCUUGGAUCCUUAUUCGUUCCAACAAUAGAAGCACUGAGAAUUG
This is a messenger RNA of Rubroshorea leprosula, 693 nucleotides long. NCBI's taxonomy places the organism in Eukaryota, Viridiplantae, Streptophyta, Magnoliopsida, Malvales, Dipterocarpaceae. The record is from the annotation of a GenBank genome assembly.